Molecule: messenger RNA, 2486 nt
Organism: Phycodurus eques (leafy seadragon)
Lineage: Eukaryota; Metazoa; Chordata; Actinopteri; Syngnathiformes; Syngnathidae
Gene: tmem88bl
Product: transmembrane protein 88
Exons: 3
Coding region: 98-619 (173 amino acids)
Cellular component (GO): plasma membrane
Molecular function (GO): PDZ domain binding
Source: RefSeq, a predicted model, not a curated record
AGUGUCCUUGCGCUCCGCCGUCGCCUCAACCGGCAGCUGAUUUUUCUCCAGCACAUCAUUUGAAAACUUGUUUGCAGCAGCCUCACACACUUGCAGGAUGUGUGGCACGGAUGUGGACCUGGACGACGAAGGCUCAGUCGAGGAGGAGAAGGAGGAAGACUUGUGGAUGGGCGAGCGAGUGAAGAUGCUGCCCCCUCCUGUGGCCCACAGCCAGGGUUCCGCGUGGGGCACCCGGAGGAGCGGGUCGGGCUGCGUGGUGUGCGGGGCGGCUCUGGUCCUUUGGAACGUGUGUGUGCUCCUGGCUGGUGCUCUGCUCCUGACGCUGAUCUUCUCCUUGGUGCUGCUGCCCGCAGUGGUGCUGCUCUACGUUGGAUUCCUGUGCCAUUCCAGGAUCCUGGACAGCUCGUCAGCCAUCUGCAAUUACCUUGACGACAACAGCUGCUCGGCCCUCAUCAUCCUGGGCUUUGUAAUGAUGUCGCCGCUCGUGGUUGUGGCGGCGGCGGUCUUCUGCGGUUUGCUGCGAAGGUUUCGACUCCUGCUUCUCAUUCAGCCAAUCAGUCGCGCACGGUACAGAGGGAGGUUAAUGGACUGGGUGGGCAGCGUCCACGCUUGGGUCUGAUUGCUGCAUUAAGUUGGUGGGGGAAAAAAAGGCCUGGCAUGUUGAGUCUAAAGCAGCCUUUUCUUACCUCAUACAUUGCCUGCAGAAGUUGUUUCCCAACCUUUACUGAGCUAAGGCACAUACUUUACAGUAAACACAAAAAGCAUAGCUUAAAUUGUUUUGUGGCCACACUUGUAACCCAAAACACCUGCACCUCAAAUUAAAUCAACUUUCCAUUGAAAAGAAUGUAAACAACAUUAAUCUGUUCCACCCCCCACCCCCAAAAUUUUACAAAAAUGUUUGGAAUGUUUUUUAAGAUGAACAAUAGGACUCUAUAAUAUAUUACUUUGUAACAACAUCCAAAGUUAGCAUAGGUAAGUAGAAUGUAAAGAAUUAAAGAGUUUGUGGAUCAUGAAUAAUUUAUUGGGGCUCUUGCUGGUGUGCGUGACUUGGCCAGCUGGGGGCAGUCUAAUACAGUGAGGCAGACACACGCGAAGAAGACUUUCACAACAACUCUAAGCAGCACUAUUAGUUGUUUUUUUUUUUGCAGAGGAUAAAGAAUAUAUACGUGUGAAUAUUGUUAUAUUGUCUGUCUAUAUGUGUUGCUGCACCAUUUGUGUUCAAAUAUCUGUUUGUUUGUUUUUUUAGUGUUAUAACACUGCCACAUAGAUGUUAUUUGUUAGCCUCGCUAUGACUUUCCCUGUUCCCAUCAAGCUAGCAGACUUUGAGGCAACGUUAUGUGUUUGUUUUAACUACACAAGAUGUAAUUGUUUAAUGUUUAGAUUGACAGCAAACUUCUCAUGUCUCACAAAACACGCAAUUCGAGUCACUCAUAUCCCAAGUCACCACUGAAUACUGAAAUAAUGAUGAUCACGUCUCAAUGGACUCCCAAAUUGACUUACUCAGUGUGAAAUGUGGGCCUGUUUAGUUGAACAUAACGCUACUAUUUUAUUGUAAAUACAAUACAAUAAUACAAUAAUAUUGUAAAUUGUACCUUCUUCCUUCAAGUGGAAGGACAAUUAAGUGUUCUCCUUGACACAAUAUGUCGCUGACAAAGAUAGAUGAACAGAGGCACAAAUAUGACUAUAGGUGUUGAUUGACACUGUCAGAUAUUGUUUGACAUUUUAUUGUUGUUUUUUUUGCUGUGGUUGUAGAUUGCUGUGGUGUAGAACUGCACGAGUUGCUUCUAAUCUAUUGGUUACCUAAUUUAGCUACAUGAAACUGUCAGUAUAUUACAAAUGCUCGCUUUUUCUUCAGCUUUUUGUGACCUUUCGUGGAAUAUUUAUUCCAAUGUUGUUCAGAGAAGAAAAAAGGCUCAAAGUUACAUUGAAAUCAGCAAAACUGCAGUGUCACUUGUUUUUAGAGGAUUGUUUUAUUGUUGUGUUCAGUGUUUUUUAAUUUUUUUAAUUUUUUUGGGUGGUUUGCUUCUCAUGUACAAAAUCACCUAAUGUAGCCUUUUAGUAGUCAUGCCUUGUACUGUAUGAGGGAGGCUAUAAAGAUACAUAGUACAACCACAAUUAGAAAACAAAAGUUGCCAAUAUAAUAGUGUAAUGGCUGUUUAGUGGGAGCCUAGUGUUUAAGUUUAAAUUUGUGUUUAAAUUUGAUCAUCAGAUUGUUAUGCUUCAUUCUGCCGUCGAGUCGUUUACUUUAAUGUAUGCAUGCCCAGCAUCCUCUUUAUGUAUGUGUCCUUUCUUUGUGUUAUUGUUAUCGAGGAGGUAGACAAGAACCAGAAUUACUGUAAUUAUUGUAUGCUGUACAGAUACAGUAAAAUGUCUGACGAUUUUAAAUUGUACUUAUUAUUUUAGUACCAGGAGUGGAAAAUCAUUUUUUGCUUAUUGCUUGUGCCAAACCACACAAACACACAUCGCCAUAGUGAGUAUUCCCAUUA